This is a messenger RNA of Penicillium salamii, 198 nucleotides long. Lineage: Eukaryota; Fungi; Ascomycota; Eurotiomycetes; Eurotiales; Aspergillaceae. The record is from the annotation of a GenBank genome assembly.
AUGCCUGGAUUUGCACUUCCUGGUAUGUCAGGGGCUCCGCCGAUGAACAUGGACAUGGCGCAGCUACAAAAGCAACUUCAAGGAUUCCCCAUGCCGCAAAAUCUCAAUCUCCAAGCCUUGGCUAACACCCCGGGCUUCCCUGGAUUUGGUGGACUGCCUGGUUUGGGUGGGAUGCCCGAUGCCAAUCAGAGACGGUGA